AUAAGUGAUAGCAUUCCUCAACUAAAAUACUACGAAAUCAUUGACACAAAUCAUAUCAAACACAAUAAGAUUGUUAAAAGAAGUGCCGACAAGAGUGACAACACAUACGAAGAGUCUACCAAACAUUGGGUGACAUUUCGGACCAUUAAUCGUGACUUUAAUUUAUUAUUAUCUCAUAAUAAAGACAUAAGAAAUGCAAACUUCAAAGCAUUUACAGUGGACUCAAAGGGCAACAAAAAACCCAUUUUUGUUGAUUUCAAUGAAUUUUUUUCGGGAACCGUUGCCGGAGAAAACGGAUCGGAUGUGAAAGCACACAUCGGAUCAGAUGGUGUGAUGACUGCCGCCAUUCAGACAGUGAACGAGACUUACGAAGUGGAACCCAUUUGGAGACAUUUGGAUAACUAUCGCGACAAUCACUCAAUGAUUGUCUACAAGCGCUCAGAUGUGAACCAUUCCUCUGGUAAUGAAUCGCUAAAACCGUUGUGUCAUUUAAUCAAAGCCAAGGAUAAUAGAGGCGACGAUUACGUGGACACCGAAGAACUGAUUCGCCAAAAACGGAAAGCACUCUUUGAGGACAUUACGAUCGGUGACGAGUCCAGUGGACAGCCAUUCAAACCGACUCAUACCCACUGCGCCGUCCGUCUGGUCGCUGACCAUUACUUCUACCGAUUUAUGGCUCAGUUGAGCCCGAAGAAGGCCAUCAAUUACUUGAUCCAUAUUAUUGAUAGAGUGAACAACAUAUUCACAAAUACCGAGUGGACAGACGACCCGAAACGGAGGCCAGGCUUCGGAGGAAUGGGUUUUAUUAUCAAAGAGAUUCAAUUGCAUACAGAGCCGAGUGACCAGAAGACACACUACAACUCCGGGUACGGGAACCGUUCGGUUCGCCAGAUUCUGGACCAGUUUUCUGCCGACACAGAGAACCGUCAGUUCUGUUUGUCUCAUCUCUUCACUCACCGGCCCUUUGAGGCCAACGACACAGUCCUGGGUCUGGCGUCCACAGCGUCGCCGCGACCCGACAUUUCUGGCGGUAUCUGUUCGGUGGCCGACACCAGCACUGGUCGACCCGUAUAUCCCAGCACUGGUCUCACGAGAACCCGAAACUCUUUCGGCCACACAAUCAUCACCAGAGAAGCGGUUUUAGUGAGCGCUCACGAGUUUGGCCACAGUUGGGGCGCAGAACACGACCCGCACACCGAUGAGUGCCUCCCGUCCGUCACAAACGGCGGGCCGUAUAUUAUGCACACCUAUUCCGUGACCGGAUAUGAGGCCAACAAUCGAUUCUUCUCGCCGUGCAGUAAGCGUUCAAUACGAGCCGUUUUGCUGUCCAAAUCGCACCGUUGUUUUGUCAAGCCGGAAAAGUCUUAUUGCGGUAACAGUAUUGUGGAGGCGGACGAAGAGUGCGAUGAGGGCCUACUGGCCAGCGGUGACACCUAUACGCGGGGGCAGUGUUGCGACAGUCGGUGCCGACUCAUGCCCGGCGCCGACUGCAGCGACAAGAAUGCCGAGUGUUGUCGCGGCUGUCGUUUGUCACCCGCGGGAGUGCUUUGCAGAGAUAGGGAUGAAAUGAAUUGCAGACAACAGGCCUAUUGCGAUGGCGAGACGAUAAUCUGUUUUGAAACGGAUAGCCAGUGUCUCGAAGCGAGGCCAGUGGCCGAUGGAUCUGAUUGUCUAGACCGGGGUCAGUGUCAGGCGGGUAAAUGUGUGGCCUAUUGUACGGCAAUCGGACGGCAGCCGUGUCUUUGCGAACAACCGAUGGACGCCUGCUAUCGGUGUUGUCGUCUGACAAACAACACGUGCCGACCGCUGGAGCCCCGGGACCCGCUCAGUGACGGCACUCCCUGUCGGUACGGCUUUUGUGACAAACAGAUCUGUCAGAAACAGAUACAAGACUUUGUUGGACGGUUCUGGAAAGUGAUCGACAAGAUUACCAUCAAUUCAUUCGUCCGUUUCAUGAAAGACAAUAUUGUCGGCGCUGUGGUUGUGGUGACACUUAUUGUCUGGAUUCCCAUCGGAUGUGCCAUUAAUUUCUACGAUCAGAAACAGAUGGAAGAGUUGCGGCGGCGGCGAAGGCCUCGACGUUUUGGCCCCGGAAUCGCCCGCUCGACGGCCGGCCCGUGGGGUCGACGCUCGCGGACUACAGUUUACCGUCGGUUUUAG
Molecule: messenger RNA, 2160 nt
Organism: Medioppia subpectinata
Lineage: Eukaryota; Metazoa; Arthropoda; Arachnida; Sarcoptiformes; Oppiidae
Source: the annotation of a GenBank genome assembly